AUGAGAUGCAUCGGAUUCAACGGAGAAGAUUGCCUCACUGGCGAUUUUGCACAUCGCCUAAACCGGCCCUUUGGGACAAACAGCACCAACGUGGUCAAGAUCGACACGAUUCUCGUUGAUGGAUUCUCCUCAAACCUUGCCGCUCGUCUCAUCAACAGAACGACACUGCGAGACUCUGGCACAGUCUUUGAGUACGCAGAAAUCGUCUUUGCUGAAUUUAUGAACGAUUCCCUCCUCGGGUGGCGUUCAUUACGGGACGAGGACGCGGUUUUUAGUCGGGAAGUCUCAACGGUUCCCACGACGCCCUCGCCACCGCCGGCGAGUCAACCAUCAUCUACAAUGUCAGUACAAGAGAUGAAGGCGUUUUAUCAGAGAUAUAUCAAGUGCAUCAACGACAAGACAAUGACACGAGAUUUCGCCCAAUUCUGUCAACCAGAGUUGAUCCACAACGACCGCAAGUUUUCCAUCGCAGAGUACAUACCCCUCAUCAGCGAGAGCCAAGAUGCAAUAGAUGACCUGUACUUUGAGAUCGACGAAAUGGUCGCGGAUGAUGAGACGCAGCAGAUUGCGGCGAGACUCGAGUUCACGGGGACUCCUAUGAAGGAGUGGGGAGGCGCGAAGCCCAAUGGCAAUGAAGUCGAGUUUCAUGAGCAUGUCAUCUAUCAGUUGGAGGACGGGAAGAUCUCGAGGGUGUCGUCGGUUAUAGAGUUGGAUGUGUAUCGCCAGCAGAUGAUGUAA
Colletotrichum phormii is the source of this 738-nucleotide messenger RNA. RefSeq lists its product as uncharacterized. The transcript has a single exon. Lineage: Eukaryota; Fungi; Ascomycota; Sordariomycetes; Glomerellales; Glomerellaceae. Bases 1 to 738 code for a protein of 245 amino acids. Gene Ontology annotation, biological process: polyketide metabolic process. The record is from RefSeq and is a predicted model, not a curated record.